Messenger RNA from Emericellopsis atlantica, 3345 nucleotides. Its product is annotated as cortical protein KAR9-domain-containing protein. The transcript has a single exon. NCBI's taxonomy places the organism in Eukaryota, Fungi, Ascomycota, Sordariomycetes, Hypocreales, Bionectriaceae. The coding region runs from base 1 to 3345 and encodes 1114 amino acids. Gene Ontology annotation, cellular component: mating projection tip; spindle pole body; cell cortex. The record is from RefSeq and is a predicted model, not a curated record. Gene Ontology annotation, biological process: nuclear migration along microtubule; establishment of spindle localization; mitotic spindle orientation checkpoint signaling.
AUGACCAACAGCGAAACCGGUAUCUCGGAUCUGGACGAAGCACUCCAAGAGCCUCGUGUUUACGAUAAUGCGUUGAUUGGAAACGAGAACAGUGGUGAAUCUGGCUUGACAAGCGACACCGAUCCGUUGGCCAACGCUGCUCCAACGGAGCUCCAGCGGACGGACGUCAGCGAGCAGCGACAGGUCUGCGUCCAAUCCCAACCCCAGCUUCACCCCACGGCGCAUGCAGAUACAGACGCAGCAGCCAGCAAGCACCGGCAGGAUCAUAAUGCAGCAACACUCCUAACCUUUAGCGACGUGUCUAGCGAUUUAUCUCACCUGCCUUUCAAUUCCUCCGCUUCUGACCUUGGAGUCACUGCUUCCUCCUCGCUCCCAACCCUCCACAAUAAUACGUCCCGUCGCCCUGCCUCGCGCUCGUCCUCUUCGCAUUCAACGACGCGACACGACAGUUUGUGGUCAACGCCGAAUGUAACACUUGCCGCAACCCCAUCCACCUCACGAUCGGCAAUCCGAAAACCAUCCCCAGGCCUGGCGGCGCGGCUUAAAGCACUUGGAUUCGGCACCGGAGAAAAGCCCUCGACGACAACGACAACAGCCCCUCUCGAUAGCAUCGGUCGCCUCAACGAGGAUCAGCUCCGCGAACUCGACGAGAAACUGCAACAAGGUUCUACCAAAUCCGUGGUCGUCAGGCGCGGCCGCCCUUGGAAGGGCGCUGGUGCGUUAACCAUCUUUUCUCGAAAACCCGACCUCGAAGAGAAUACUUCAGACUCGCUUGUCGACGGUGGGGCCUCGUGUCAACUUGAACAGUCACAGCCCCAGCUUCCCGACAUUGAGCUGCCGGAGCCCUUGGCCAUGGACACGCAAAAGUACCGUUUGCCUGACCAUGCCAACGGCAAUGGCACAAAGUCGAUACCCGAAGUUCGUCGAGAGCACAUCGAGCGGGACACGCAACCACCUCCAGUAGCGCGAGAGGAACCCGAUAAACCUCCAACACCGCCCCCGAAAGAAACUCUACCGCCAGUGACACCGCCAUCAACUUCAGCUUCAAACGACUUCACACCUGGGCUAGGGUCCUACUUCACACCUGGCCACAACCGUCCGGGAUCGAUAUAUACACUUUCGCGUGCCUCUUUCGCCAACCAACUUGCACAAUUAACCUCUCUACAAUUACCAGAUGCUGGCUCUUUAUCCGAGAAGGUGUCGGCGAUUCCGACAGCGACAGUUGCUGCCAAGGCCCUGAUCAACGCCGCCGACCAGAUUCGGAGUUGGAUCUCAAAGGCAUCCGAGGUCAUUUCUGGCUUGGACAGCGAUGACGAUGUGGAAUGGUCGGCAGCUGGAGGCAGGGAAGGAUUGACUGAGGUUGAGAACGCGAUCGUUCGGUUCGAAGAUUUGAUCAACGUCUAUGUCGGCGCCAUUGAGAGGCUUCAGUCUCGAAAAGAUAUCCAGGAAGUGCCCGCUGAAGAUUUGAGACGCGCUGUGAGUCAAAUGGAAGCCAUUGUAGGAGAAUGGAGCAGCAUUCGGUCAACACUCCAUAAUGUUCGGGGCCAGGUGGAAAUCGCUAUGGAAUGGGAAGAGCUCUGGAACAACGUUUUGGGCGACAUUCAAAGCGAGAUGGACGAACUGGCCCGCCUAGUCUUCGAGAUGGAGGAAAGGAGACACAAAAGCAUCGCAGCGGCAGCGGCAGGCGACGGCGUGGACAUUGGUGAUCUUGAGACAAUCAUCGAGGAUACUCCGCCGCAAAUCACCAAGAGCAAAGCGAACAACCGCCUGAGCAUUCCUCUUUUCUCGAUGAGUCCAGGCUCGCCCGGCGCUCCGAACACUCCGGGCGCGCCUACACUGUCGCAGGAUGAUUCAAGUCUUCUGGCGUUGUUUGCUCGCAUGCAGCCUUUGAGAGCUUCGCUUGAUUUCCUGCCCAUGAGACUCUCGGUAUUCCAGACUCGAGCCGAGCAUGCAUUCCCGACUGCGUGCGAGGAGCUAGAGAUGCGAAGAACAGGGCUGGACGCGAGCUACAAGAAACUCGAGAAGGAUGCCGAAUCGCUACGCAAAGAGCUUGGUGAGGACCGCUGGGUCAUUGUGUUCCGCGGGGCGGGAAGACAGGCUCAGAAGAUGCAUGAAUCAGUCGAAAGAUCCCUGGCCAAGCUACGCGAGGCUAUGGAUGCUGAGCCUCAGAUGACCAGUCCGGCGCUGAUCAAGAAGUUGGAGAGCUAUGAGGCCAAAAAGACACACUAUGGCCCUGCCAUUGAGCGAGUUUUGUCAAUCAUUGAUAAGGGCGUCAAGGAUCGCAUUACAGUCAAUGGUGAGAUCCUGCGUCUGCACCUUGAUUUGGAGGCACGGUGGUCGUCACUCAAAGAACAGACACGCGAAAUGGAUGCUGCUUGCGAGGAGCUCCACGCUGAGCGAAAGAGCCAGCAGCUUCGCGAUUCGGUCUCAACCAUGCUUUCGAGCGACAGGUCCCCACUGGGAAGCAGCCAGGCCACUCCUGGCAGUUCGCCGCCGUCGUCCGAAAUCAUGACCAGCCUGGGUGUCGAACCGUAUGCACCUCAUUCCCAGGGCCGAUCGGGGAACACUCGCAAUGAUGGAGUCGCAUAUCGAAGACAGUCAUCUCUGCCAGCUCCCGCGUACGCUGCCAAAAGAGGUGGCGCCUCGCGUCUGGCCACAGUCUCUAGUUCAUCGUCUACCACCCCUAGGCCAGCGAGCCAGAUUCAGCGUCCAAGCUCGACUCUAGGCUAUCGGCCGAGGUGGAACACGUCAACCAACACCUCGUCCAUUGACACUGGGCAUCAUUUCAAACCGCUGAGCCUGACGACACCAAGCCCCUACGCAAAGAACUCACCUCACGCGCAGCGCUCUGUGUCGUCAUUUACACCUGGGUCAACGAGCACAUCCAAACUACCUAUGUACCGUAGCCCGCUCAGCAGGGCAACGUCGGAAUCACCAAAGGUCGAUGAAACUCCCACUAGAACUGGGCACUCUCGACUUUCUUUCCGCGAACGCCUGACAACCCCCAAGCAACACCAGCCAAUGCAGCAACCACGCUUGGCGGUACAAGGAUCAAACGCCUCGGUCGAUUCGGCCGGUUCAUCGACCUCUUCGAACCGCAGGGCUUCAUUUCAACCGCCGAGAGCUCUUUCUUCCAUGGAGGAGGCCCAUCCCAGCCGGCCAGCGAGCUCGCUGGCAUCGACAUCGCGUAGGACCAGCCUACUGCCGCAAGCGAAACCUACGAAUACGGCUCGCCGAGAAAGCAGUACCGGGCGAGCCAGCCCCCAGGCCUUGACAGCUUCUCGUUUAGCGAUGCGACGAAAAGAAGCUCCACCCAAAGACAACAAACCCGUAUGGAGGCACUAA